AUGCAUAGUCCCCGGGGACUCCCCAGGGAGUUCCCCUCCAAGUCCCUGGGGACCCCUAAAAAUGUGUACUCCCCGGGGAGUCCCUAGGGAGUCACCCUCAUACUCCCCAGGGAGUCCCCAACAUAUACAAUCCCCGGGGAGUCCCUGCCAACUCCCCAUUCACCGUUUGUUUUGCAGAUA
This is a messenger RNA of Didymodactylos carnosus, 180 nucleotides long. The record is from the annotation of a GenBank genome assembly. NCBI's taxonomy places the organism in Eukaryota, Metazoa, Rotifera, Eurotatoria, Philodinida, Philodinidae.